Quercus robur (English oak) is the source of this 585-nucleotide messenger RNA. RefSeq lists its product as uncharacterized. Gene Ontology annotation, cellular component: plasma membrane. Bases 1 to 585 code for a protein of 194 amino acids. The transcript has a single exon. The record is from RefSeq and is a predicted model, not a curated record. NCBI's taxonomy places the organism in Eukaryota, Viridiplantae, Streptophyta, Magnoliopsida, Fagales, Fagaceae.
AUGUCAACUCAUUGGUUCAUCUUCCUCUCCAUCCUAUGCGUGACCGCAUUCCGCUUCUACAUCUUUGACCUCCUCGUCACCAACAACAGCCCUAUCUUGCCAAAGUUCCGAGUCGACUCAGUCUCCGUCUCCAACUUCUCCUACUUCGACUCCAACUCCUCCGUCACCGGAAACUGGAACGCCCAGUUCUCCAUCUAUAACCCCAACAACUGGAUGACCAUCUCCUACGAAACCUCGCUCUUUCACGCAUCCGGGUUCAAUUCCGAGACCCGAAUCCCUGCCUUCAACCAGUCCAGGCUUAGCCAGACGUUUGUCGAUGCUACGUUCGCCUCUAGAGACGAUUACGUGGACAGAGGGGCACUCCGUGACAUCAACUUGGACGGCACACCUGGCUCAAUCACUUUCAAUGUGAUGCUUGUUACUGGGUUUAAAUUCAUGGCUACUGGAAGUGGACAACUUGUAGAUUUAGGGAGUGACUAUUUCACGGUUUGGUGCGAAGGUUUGGUUGUUUCUCUCUCUCCAUCAUAUAGCAGUGCCUCCGGGUCAGGGAAGCUGGUGAAACCCAGGGACUGCGACGUUUUUUAG